Messenger RNA from Gaeumannomyces tritici R3-111a-1, 159 nucleotides. RefSeq lists its product as hypothetical. NCBI's taxonomy places the organism in Eukaryota, Fungi, Ascomycota, Sordariomycetes, Magnaporthales, Magnaporthaceae. The record is from RefSeq and is a predicted model, not a curated record. The transcript has a single exon. The coding region runs from base 1 to 159 and encodes 52 amino acids.
AUGCCGGUCAGCCCUGCUGUUCACGUCCACAUGGAGCCUCUCGGUGGAACUCGGGACGAUAAGGUCGGCGGAGCAGCGUGGGAUUCGAAUAUGGACGCCAUCUUUGGAACAAGCACGCCAGACAUUCGUUUUUUUCUGUUCGUCCUUUUGAUCGGCUAG